UCUGCGCGUCCCUGCGCUCGCAGCUCCUCGCGGUCGGCGGCUUAGGCAGCGCGGUCCUUGGGAGGAUGGAAAGGACCUGUGAAGUGAAAUACAAAGUGAUGGACAGCCCUUUGGGGAAGAUUGAGCUCUCAGGUUGUGAGCAGGGUCUGCACGAGAUCAGACUGCGCUGCUGGAAGACCCCGGGCACUGACCCCGCGGAGGCCCCCACUGGUCCUGAGCUGCCCGGAGGCCCGGAGGGAAUGACGGAGCCCCUGACGCAGUGCGCGGCCUGGCUGGAGGCCUAUUUCCACAAGCCCGCGGUCCUGGAGGAGCUCCCGGUGCCGGCCCUUCACCAUCCCAUUUUCCAGCAAGAUUCCUUCACCAGGCAGGUGUUAUGGAAGCUGCUGAAGGCUGUGAAAUUCGGAGAAACGGUUUCUUACCAGCAAUUAGCAGCCCUGGCAGGCAAGCCCAAGGCCGCGCGGGCCGUGGGAGGAGCAAUGAGAAGCAAUCCUGUGAGUUGGCAUCCCCGUGGGUCACGGUGGCCGCGGUCGGCGGGUGGGCCUGGGCCUGGCACUCAGGGGGGGUCCAAGUGGUGUUUGCAUCAGCGUGUUUGGGAGGCAACUGGGCUGCAGUGGGCGGGGCGGAGAGGAAGCAGCGCUGAUAGCGUGGGCGGCACUGAGCUAUAG
Molecule: messenger RNA, 665 nt
Organism: Vicugna pacos (alpaca)
Lineage: Eukaryota; Metazoa; Chordata; Mammalia; Artiodactyla; Camelidae
Source: RefSeq, a predicted model, not a curated record